AUGGGAGUUGAGCGCGGAGAGGUAGUAAUGCUAUGCAUGGACAAUUCACCUCAAGCGGUCUACCUCUUUCUGGCAGUGUCAUUAGCCGGAGCCGUAGCUUGUACCUUAUCGCCAAAGUUAUACGCAGGUAAUGUUAAUCAUUACGUGCAAGAAUUGGCCGUCCGUGUUCAGGCCUACAGCGGAGAAGAUUUCUGCUGA
Cooperia oncophora is the source of this 198-nucleotide messenger RNA. The record is from the annotation of a GenBank genome assembly. Lineage: Eukaryota; Metazoa; Nematoda; Chromadorea; Rhabditida; Trichostrongylidae.